Molecule: messenger RNA, 378 nt
Organism: Exophiala bonariae
Lineage: Eukaryota; Fungi; Ascomycota; Eurotiomycetes; Chaetothyriales; Herpotrichiellaceae
Exons: 2
Coding region: 1-378 (125 amino acids)
Biological process (GO): transcription-coupled nucleotide-excision repair; maintenance of transcriptional fidelity during transcription elongation by RNA polymerase II; transcription initiation at RNA polymerase II promoter
Cellular component (GO): RNA polymerase II, core complex
Molecular function (GO): DNA-directed RNA polymerase activity
Source: RefSeq, a predicted model, not a curated record
AUGUCGAACCCUCAAUCACCCUCGCCCAGCGAAGGCGAGAGCAAGCGAGGCGAAGUCAGUUAUCGCUUCUGUCAAGAAUGUUCCAAUCUACUGUAUCCCAAAGAAGAUCGAGCCACAUCCACCCUCCUCUACAUCUGCAAAGCCUGCCACGCGACCACCACCCAUGAUUCCGCAUGUACAUUCCGUCAACAACUCGGUGCCAAUGUACAAGAGACGGCCGGAGUGACCACCGAUGUUGCCAAUGAUCCAACUGUGGCUGAUGAGAUGCUUCCCAAACUAGUUGCCUCGGACUCAAAAGACCUGCCCUCGGUGCAACGAAAGAGACGCGGUAUACUUUCAAUCACAGCAGCGGGCAGCAGAAACCGGAAUGGUGAGUAA